CACGUUCACCCCUAAAACGGCCACUAAACAAGUCCAGCAACUCUACCUAAAACUUUUUUCUAUUAAACGGUGACAGCAUGGAGGCAAUCUGUGGAGACUGGAUGCUGUGCGGCAGUGACAACCUUACUGCCUACCUGGUCGCUCUAAAUGUGACAGAAGAAAAUAUUAAGAAGGUGACCGAUGCCCAGGAGGAGGCGUUCAAGAGCGGUGACACCCCCAAGGUCCAGAUCAGCAAGGACGGGGACACAAUGACCAUCAAGUCACACGCCUGGGGGGAUAGAGUGACCUCAGCCAAACUUGGUGAAACAUUCGAGCACACAGCAAUGGACGGCAGGAAGGGAAAGCUCACCUACAGCAUGGAAGGCAACACUCUCCUGGAAGUGUUUGAGGGCGAGGGCCUCAUCUCAAUGAACAGAAGAUGGAUCCAGGAAGACAAACUGGUCUACACGCUGACUGCCAAAGGCAUCACAACAACACGCGUGUAUAAGAAGCAGUAGUCUUUAGGCCGGUGGCUCCGACUGCAUUCUCCCAGUAAAUACUAGCUUGCUAAUAUUGCGAGUGUUGACUGCUUUGAUCCUAAAAAGGCAAACAAUUGACUUCUGAACAACUUCGCUUAGAGACCCGCGUGAACCUAGAGGAUAUUUGGCAAUCUGUAUCUUUAUUACAGGAGAAAAUGGGCCCUCAAUGGACCCUCAAAAUUAGAACUUAUUUGGAGCAGCUUGAUAUAGUUAACGUUACAAAUAUCUAUGUUAUCGUUGUUUUCAUUGCGUAACAUUUCGUAUGUUUGAUAGUCUAUGUCUUGUUCUGUUUGUCGUCAAACUAAAUGUGAUCCACACAUAGCAAGUUUAAGGAAAAUAAACUACUAC
Molecule: messenger RNA, 866 nt
Organism: Lingula anatina
Lineage: Eukaryota; Metazoa; Brachiopoda; Lingulata; Lingulida; Lingulidae
Product: fatty acid-binding protein, adipocyte
Molecular function (GO): lipid binding
Source: RefSeq, a predicted model, not a curated record